Messenger RNA from Colletotrichum higginsianum IMI 349063, 786 nucleotides. RefSeq lists its product as uncharacterized. The record is from RefSeq and is a predicted model, not a curated record. Lineage: Eukaryota; Fungi; Ascomycota; Sordariomycetes; Glomerellales; Glomerellaceae. The transcript has 2 exons. The coding region runs from base 1 to 786 and encodes 261 amino acids.
AUGUCCGGACGGCGAGACACCAUGCGAGAGAGGACACCAGCGGCGACUGAACACUGGGUGGACUGCCAAUAUGCACCCAGGAUUGUCCAGACGACCUCUCCUACAGUACAGCGGCUCGGACAUCUGCACAUUUGCCCGUCGCGGCAGCCCACAACGGGACCAGGCCCGCAUCGCCUAACUCUCCUCGACCUCCCUUACGAGCUUCGCCUAGACAUUUACGAGCUCCUGCUCCUGGCUACAGACCCAAUCAUCGUGUCCAGCCACAGACGCCAACUGCGUGUGAAGGUCGAGCCGCCAGAGCACCGGAUCGCCUAUCAGCGUGCCCCUCGGCCAAGGCCCCGUGUCGUGACACUCACUUCCAAAAAACCCCACGUCGAUAUUUUGCAGACGUGCAAGCAGGUCAACCACGAAGCCACCCCUCUCCUCUACCGUGGGAAUGACUUUAUCGUUGGACUAAGACUCGGUGGGAGGAGAGUAACAAGAAUUGAGCCCGCAGACCUGGCGGGCUUCUUCCUCUGCUCUCUGCGCCCUACUACGUUGCUCCAUCUAUCCUCCCUGAACUUUAGAGGUGCCUGCCAGUGCGACCAAUGGCUCUCCCUGCCUGCUACAGCUGGUUAUUCUGUUACUGGCAAUGAGCUUGUUCGCGUGUGCUCUGAUGCUUGGGACUACCACCAGAUGGCGUACUUGAUCAUUAGCAACGCUCUGUGGAACCUUGAGAAAGGUGAGUGGUUCUACUCGUCCAUGACCGGCUUUCAUUCAGACGCUUGUGCUAAGAUGCCUUUUUAA